Messenger RNA from Nelumbo nucifera (sacred lotus), 1955 nucleotides. RefSeq names its product multicopper oxidase LPR1 homolog 1-like. Gene Ontology annotation, molecular function: copper ion binding; oxidoreductase activity. Lineage: Eukaryota; Viridiplantae; Streptophyta; Magnoliopsida; Proteales; Nelumbonaceae. The record is from RefSeq and is a predicted model, not a curated record. Gene Ontology annotation, biological process: cellular response to phosphate starvation.
AACAACUUAACAAGAAGAAAAGAUGGCGACUAAACUGUUCUUCGUUCUCAUAUCUUACGUCGUGACGAUUUGUAGUGGAGCCGCCCCGCCACCUCCUUUCACUGACGCGAUUCUAACUCAGGUGGCUGGUUCUCUGCGAAUGUUCGUCGAUGAACUCCCUCAGAUACCGACACUCUUGGGGCAUUCAAAUGGAGCCGUCUCUCCUAAACCCGGGAGUCUCACCAUUGGCAUGUAUCAGAAGAAAUGGAAAUUUCAUCGUAGUUUACCUCCAACGACAGUCUUCGCAUUUGGGACGUCGCAACUCACGGCAACUGUACCCGGUCCCACAAUUGAGGCUAUCAAAGGAGUCCCAACGUCAGUGACGUGGCAAAAUUAUCUUCCCCAAACCCACAUACUUCCCUGGGAUGCUUCCAUCCCCACCGCCAUUGCUACGAGAGGUGGGGUCCCAACAGUUGUGCAUCUGCACGGUGGGGUCCAUGAAUCACAAUAUGAUGGACACGCUCUUGCCUGGUUCACCUCCGGUUUUAGAGAGACCGGGUCCUCGUGGUCCACAUCUACAUACACCUACCCUAAUGUCCAACACUCAGGGAACCUCUGGUACCAUGACCAUGCUAUUGGAUUGACACGUGUUAAUUUGCUGGCCGGUUUGGUUGGCGCUUAUGUCAUUCGUGACCCAACCCUGGAUGCCUCCCUAAACCUUCCAUCCGGUCCAGAGUUCGACCGGACCCUCAUGAUCUUUGACCGGAGCUUCAGCCGGGACGGUUCCCUCUACAUGAACUUCACCGGCAUUGCCCCGUCCAUUCACCCUCAGUGGCAACCAGAAUACUUCGGCCAUGCCAUCGUCGUCAACGGGAAGGCCUGGCCCUUCAUGAGGGUCCAGAGACGCAAGUACCGGUUCAGAAUCAUCAACGCUGCAAACGCCCGUUACUUCCAGCUCUCUCUAAGUAACGGCCUCUCCUUUACCCAAGUUGGAUCCGAUUCCUCGUAUCUACCUGCACCCGUACAGAUGUCAAAGAUCCUUAUGGCCCCUUCCGAGAUCGCUGACGUCGUCAUUGACUUCUCCACUUCUACCACCCCCGAGAUUGUUAUGGGUAAUGAUGCAGCCUACCCAUUCCCGACGGGCAACCCGGUGGAUAACCUGAACUCGAAGGUCAUGAAGUUCAUAAUCACACCCGGAAGCCCGGCCAUACCCGACACCUCUACGAUCCCGGCGAGUCUAGUGAGCUACAAGGCAUCAACGACGGAUCCCGCAACCACAACGAGGUACAUUGUGUUGUAUGAAUAUACGACACCAUCCGGGUCGUCCACACACCUGUACAUAAACGGUAAAAGAUUUGAGGACCCGGUUACAGAGACACCCAAGUCGGGUAGUACUGAGAUAUGGGAGGUGAUCAACUUAACCAACGAUAAUCACCCGUUGCACAUACAUUUGGCAACGUUUACAGCGAUUCAGGUUCGAACACUUACAAACCAGGCUCAAUUCACCAACUGCAUGACGCAAAACAACGAUGCAAUUGCCUGCAACGUGGCCUCAUACCUAUCGCCACCGCAAGCGGGCGCCGUACCGGCGAAUGAGAUGACAUGGAAGAACGUGGUGAAGAUGACUCCGGGAACCCAAACGACGGUGGUCGUCAAGUUUAAUCUGGUGGACACCAAUUCACCUUACCCAUUCGUCGCUACUACGGGUCCAGGAUAUGUCUACCAUUGUCAUAUUCUGGAUCAUGAAGAUAACGCAAUGAUACGACCAUUGCAGCUGGUUUGAUUUGAGGAGAAGAAAGCUAGAGGCUUCGGAGAUCGAUAGAGAUUGGUUUUUUUCAUUGUAAUAAAUUUUAAUUGUACUACGUAUUUGCUUGAUGAUGGCACCAAUUGUAUCUUAAUCCUGCAUUGCGAAUUUGCGAUUAGCAAUUGUAACCAAGUGUGAAAAUAAUAAUGUUAUUGGGAUUUUGGAAUUGGUU